AUGGCCGCCGGGGGCCGCAGCUACUCCUGCGAGUCUGCUGAUAAGACUAUGGAGUGGAUGACCGCUAUCGCUGACGUACUCCGCAGCUUCAGGCUCCUCCUCGAUGCCCACGUUACCAAUUUCUUCAAGGUUGCCUUUCUGCAUCACAUCUCCACUGUUUAAGAUCACUUCCGUAUCCUUCCGCGGAAAAACUCCCCGGUGGAUUGUGGUCUAUUUUUUUAACCUCUCACUGUGGUUUGCAGGACAGGUUGUGGGAAACGGUAGACGGGGAGUGGAUGGAAUGCCUGCGGAAGGGGCCCGUGCAGGAUUUCGUCGGUAUCCCCUGUGGGUUGGUUCGGGUGGGUCUCCUCUUUUGCUCCUUGGGGUUUUCUUUUCCGUGAAUCUUGUUGAAAGUUUCAUAUAAAGUUUUAUACAGGAUAACAGGUAUUUAAAUUUUUAUAGCGUGAAAAAUUAUUGCAAAGGUUAAAAUUGCAUAAACUGGGACAUGCUUAUGAAUCUGCUUAUUGAAGUCCACAAAGACUUUCUCAACGGUUGAUUCCCCAUGUUUUAAAGAGCUAACACGUAUUCCCAACACUUCAAUACUUGAUCCUUUUCCGUUGGGCUACCCAACCCCCCAUUUAUCAUUGGUCCCUUUUUUAUUUAUAGUGUUGGUGAUUAUUUCAUUUGUACGUAGUUGGGAGUUUAUUCUUGAGCCAAUGACAUCCUCUUGUUAUCAUGGUUAAUGGUUCCUGUGUAAGAUUCUAUCUUAUAUGAUGCAUAUAUGCUCACGUUCUAAGGUUUGAAGCAGAUAAGAUAUCCUCUUGUCGAAGUAAGCAUUAAUCACAUUAAAAAAAUAAAAAAAACACAGAUAUAGAAAAUUGAUGCUCAAAAUGAGGUUGAUGGCUUGAAAGCCAGGUGGUCUUUCUGGGCACUGGGGUGUUCUACCAUGCUCACACGAGUGCUCUCAGAACAUUGACUCUUUGAUGCUGUACUUCUUUAAGAGCUGCGCAUCUGGACGAGAUUAAUGUUGAAUGCUGUUUCUGGUCUAUCAAAAACACAAAAGAUAAUUUCUACUGUUUUUUUAAUUUUUCCUUCACGUAUUUUCUGAAUAAUAGUGGCAUACUUACCUUGUGGCUAAAUAUUUUGUAGGAACAUUGGCCUGCCACACUUAAAGGGUUUGUUAAAACCUUGAAGUCAAUGGUUCUUCCUCGAGACCCAAAGUCAUCAAACACAGUAUUAAAAGUAUGGAUAGCUGUUGUUCUCCAUUGAAUUCGUUAUAUCCAGUGUAAAGUAUCACCGAGGUGAUGGAUGGCCUAGAUGCUAAUGUUGGGAAUAUUGGGAAGGUGGAGAGAGAUAUGAAUGGGAUUUUGUAUACUUCCGUCCCUUCAGGAAACAAGACUACCAUAUGACUAUGUUUCUUCAUUUCCCUUACAGAUAUUUGACGAUUUCCAAGUGGCACAACUCGGAAGUGUUCUCUCUCAAGGCAUGAAUCAGAAGAAAAAACAUGAGGUCUGGCAAGAGAAGCCCAGGAUAUUCCAUUAUUUUCUCCUUUUGGCCUGUUUUUGAUCUUUGAACAUAAUGAAGCAGGUAGAAAUACUCUCUGCAGUCGUCAGUGUAGUUGCGAGUUUUGUUGGAGCCGCUACUGUAAUUGAUGUUGGCGCUGGUCAGGUAUGGUAAUUUUCGUUCUAUAUGACUACUUUGAUAUAUUGAUCUCAAAUUGUUAUGUAUGGAAGCCCUCAUAAUGAAUGAAUAUGCAACUGUUAGAUGUGGUGCAACAUUGAUAAGGAAAGGGAUAUUGCAAGUUAAUGUUUCGGAUUUACUACAGUUAUCAUGAUGUGCGAAUGAAGGGUGAAUAUGGAAUCUUGGACAUGCUGUAUCUCUAUGCAUAGAGACAGAUUUUCAGGAAAAGCAUCAUAUCUUGCCUGUACACGUCACCAAUCUAUUGGAAAAUUUGUUGCUCAAGUGAUCUUAAUGUACAUCAUAACUGUGACAAUCUUAAAGGUGUCUUCAGUAUAGGCAUGUGUGUUGAUCCAACUACUACAGAGUUUCAUUAUUGUCUCUUGAGUAAAGGGCAGACGCUGUAUACAUUUAUUCAUCUGAUUUUCCUUCUUAGUGUACUGUAAGCCCAUUUAUUCAGGUCUCUUCUCCAUGACUCUUAUUCGUUUCCCCCCAUAUCCAUAUAAAGUUCCUCGUCUACUCGUAUUCACAUAGUUUCCUCUAUACAUGUGCAUAUGGUUAGAAGAAUAUUUAUGUCUACCUGUGUAUGUAUGCAGAUGGAUCUUGAUGGCAGUUAUACUUCCACUUUGCAAUUGCUAUGGCAUCUCACUUCAUCCAAAUGAUUUUCUCAGGGCUACCUUGCUCAAGUGCUAAGCUUCCUGUACCACCUUUCAGUAAUUGCUCUUGAUGCUUCUCCCCACCAUGCAUCUGUGACUAGUUUGAGGGCAGAGCGAAUUAAGAAGCAUUUCACAGUGAAAUCGCGAAAAUCUCAGUAUGGACAAUAAUUUUCAAGUUUUAAGUAUAUUUUGGAUUCCAUCCACCUGUCAUGACCUUUCUUUGUUUAUAAUUUCAGAAAUGGGACUAAACUUCUGCAUGGACCUACGACAAUCACUUGCCAAAUUUUUUCGAGCAACACACUGACAGCUGUUUUAGAAAGUAUGAUUGAAUCGUCAUCAUGUGACAAUGAGCGUGCUGGAUCACCAUUGGUUCUUGCAGGUCUUCAUGCUUGCGGUGACCUUUCAGUGAAUAUGUUGAGGUUAAGAUCUUCUUGACAACCUAUAUCAUUUCGUUUGUGUUAAGCUAAUGUUGUGAGCUGGUUUAUUUCUCCUUUGUUUGUUCCAAUCCGCUCCCGUUUGUUUAGAAAAACCAUUUUUCUCAUGUAUUCCACCAAUAACGAAAUUUGUAUUUCUUAAUGCAUGGCUUGUGUUAUGAAUUCAGGACUUUCAUAGAAUGUGAACAAGUGAAAGCCAUUGUUUGCAUUAGUUGCUGCUAUAAUUUAUUAUCUGAUGAACACUUUGCAAAGUCAGACUCGUGUAGUUUUCCUAUGAGCAAAGGAGGUAAAUUGUUGGGCUUGGCUCUUGGAAGAAGUGCACGUGAUCUUGGUUGUCAGGUAACCAGUUCUGAUGAACACAUGAUUAUCAAUCUAUUAUUCUUGUUUCAAAGGCAAGGGGUUUUAACUUAGAUUUGAAUGUAUUAGAUGUAGAACAGCAAAGGAAUAGCUAUACGUGGAAUUUUCCCCUGAAAGAAUCUAAUAUGGAACUGUCUUGAAAUCAACUGCUGAUGCUAAUGCACGGUCUCUGGAAUCAGAUCGUAUCUGGAACAGUGAUUUUUUUUUCAGUUCAGGCCCUUAACCCUCUCUGGUUAGUCAUUUGAGAUUAGUUGGCAGCUUUACUUCGUUUGCACAUUGUAUGUACAAUUCUGGGCGUUGAGUGAUCAGAAUCAGGUUAGAAUUCCCUCCCCUCUUCUCAAAAAUCAGAUCAGCAAAACUCCGUGCACCAUGUGUGAAUGUGCAAAAUUCCCCUAAUCAUUGAUUUUAAGUGGAAUGGGUUUCACAUGAAAAGCGCAUGGUUGUUUCUUCUUCUCCAUGGUUGUUUCUAUCUUAGAUGCACAAUUUGAUCUGGGUAUACCUAUGGGAAAAAAUAAAUGUAACGCCAUUUCAUAUGGCUUUCUUCCUUGGAUCAGCCAAUAUUUUCAAUACGGUCCCAUCUGGAUUAAGGUCGUACAAGGCCAAUCUGUAGUUGUUAAUACAUGCUCAUCUUAACUACCUCCAUUUAAAACUAGCCCUUUUCAAUAUGUAAUCCGGCAUGAGUCAUCAUGCCUUUGUUAUGAAUAUGCACAAUGUAUUGAAAAUUCUUGUGCUGAGAAAUAAUCUACAAUGAAGGUCAACAAUGACCAUUAUGUUUGAUCAAACACUACUUUUAAAUUGUAUUAAUUAUUCUUAAUGAUUGUAUUGAAUUCAUCUCAUUUGUUUGCACUUUAGAUAGGGGACAUGACAACAAAAACAUGAAGUGAAAUGAAUGAUAAAUUUUGACUUAGCACGUGUUUGUGACCUUUUUGUUGAAGCCUUCGAUAUUGAGGAAGAUACUUGUGAACAUCUUAAAGAUGAGCGUAACAAGUGCAUGAAAAUAGUGAACAUAAUGGCCAAUAAUUGACAUUCCUAGUUUAUAAAAGUUAACAAAUGUAGAAUGUGUGAAGUCCCGUUUCACAUUCUCAUCCCCACAAGACCAUUUAGAUCUUGAAGGUUUUUACUACAGAAGAAAUAGCGGUUAAUUCACUUUUCCUUAUUAGAGUGAAGAGAGGUGGAGAAGUUUUACUAAAGAAGCUGCUAUCCAGAACUUCGAGUUGCAUGCCUUCCGUGCUGCCUUUCAGUUGGUGAGUUAAUCUCUUCUCUGAUUAUAAGAGUUCAUUUUCACCUUGAAGAUUUUAGGCUUUAUUCUAAAAAAAACUCUCGAGCCCUUUUUCUAUGUUUAUUUCAAGAGCAGGGUCUUCCUUUAUCUAAAUAACUUUUAUUUUCCUGUAGAUCCUUGAUAAAUAUUAUCCUUCCACACUGGCAUUGACCCCUGCUAUUGGACGGCAAGGGAAAGCUUUGAGACGUAGACAGUUACGGAGAGUUUUGAAUUCACAAUUGGAUGGAGGAGAACGUAGUAUUGAAUUUUCUGCCAAGGGCCAAUGUGUCAAAGAGCCACAUUUAUUGACUUUGGAGUGUGCUGAAGCUGAGGCUGCCAAUGGCCAUGACAGAGGUUCAGUAGUAGGAGGUAUUAGCCCUGUUUAAGCAUUCAACUAAUAACGUUUCUGCUGCAUUAAGCAUUGAAUUAGUAUGAUUUUUAAAUUGUGCUGGAUUAAGAAUUGAAUUAGUGAGAUUUCAGUGGACUUCUCCGUUAAGCAUGGAGUUAGAUUUUUAGGUAGUGCUUGUAUUAGUAAUAUCUUAACAUAUUUGGCAACUUUAUAUUUUUGGUGCCCUGUUUUUGUCAUAAAUUUAUGAUUUUUUUUUUUUUUUCUGGGUUAAAGUUGCAGAUUGCUCAUGUACAACCUCAGGCAUCAAGGAUGUUUGUGGAAGUUCCAGCAAAUUUUGUCUAUUUGAAGAGUUCAGCAGAGCUGGUCUAUCUCGCCUUGGUAUCGGAAACACAGAUCAUAUUGACCUCCUGGGAAUAUGGAAGGAUGUUCAACCUUUCAUUGUAUUGCCUUUGGAUCUCCCGUUCCCCUUUUUUAUUCUUUUCUCUAAUACCCUUUCAGCAGGAUUUUACACCAGACUUGUUUUAGCAUCUCUUCUGCCUUUGUAGUGAUUUUUUCGAAUAUUUUCUGCAUCAUUUUCUCCAAAAUUCCUCCAAUACUAUUUUCUUGUCCAUUGUAGUAUAAGACUCAAGAAUUUUAUUGGCCUCAUUCCCAUAAUCCUUUUUAAUUAUAUUUCAUGAUUUUAAUAAUAGGGGCAUGAUACGUUCUAUGCACAUUAUAAUGUGCCCAAAUUUAUUCAAUGCCUGCUGUACUGUCAGAUGGGCCCCUGGGAGCCCUGAGGAAAAGCUCAGAAACAAAGGCUCGGGCACCUUGAAUGAUCAAAUCCCUUCAGAUAGUUGUGAUAUCAAAUACCCAACUAAUGCUGAUCUUGAUGUGUGGUCCGACCGAUCUUAUAUUUGAUGGUCAGGAUUCGAUCUGGGGUUUUGAAAGUUUUACCUUGUUGAUUCUUCCUUUUCAAUUGAAUAAAACUCUGAUCAAUUGAUGAGAGUUGUGUUGAUGCAUCUUAUAAUGCAGGAUCUCAUAGGUCCUUACUGGGCCUUGCAUGCGGCCCUGGGGCCUCUGGUGGAGACUUACCUUCUUCUUGAUCGGCUGCUGUUCCUCCAAGAGCAAGGCGAUGGAGUGGAAGUGAAGAUGGUCCCCCUCUUUGACCCCUUGCUGUCGCCGAGGAAUGUUGCCAUAAUUGCACUGAAGAAAUGA
This is a messenger RNA of Spirodela intermedia, 5904 nucleotides long. NCBI's taxonomy places the organism in Eukaryota, Viridiplantae, Streptophyta, Magnoliopsida, Alismatales, Araceae. The record is from the annotation of a GenBank genome assembly.